Molecule: messenger RNA, 390 nt
Organism: Cladophialophora psammophila CBS 110553
Lineage: Eukaryota; Fungi; Ascomycota; Eurotiomycetes; Chaetothyriales; Herpotrichiellaceae
Exons: 1
Coding region: 1-390 (129 amino acids)
Source: RefSeq, a predicted model, not a curated record
AUGGUCGCGGCGCUGUCGGGCGGCACAGUGCCUAUUGGGGCCACGGUCGAGCCCGGUCAGGAUGUUACUGUCAAAUGUGAUGGCAGAUAUCCAGAGACACGGGUGUGGGCGGCGCAAUAUCAGUUGAUCAAUUCCAUGCCAGUGUUAAGAGUUGAAGGCGAUGAGGCUAUCCCAAUCAACUACAUCGAGGUGUGCCCAGACUAUACCUAUACCAAAGGGAAAGUUCUUGGGGACGAGGAUGACCAAGAUGAGGCAUUUGAACUCGAGGUUGAACCUGUCGAUGAGGAGGAAAUUGACGUGGAUGGGUUUGAUGGCGGGUAUUGGGAAGCUUACCGUGAGGCCGAGGAGAUGACGAAGAAGCUCAAUGGAUUAACGGACGCUAAUGCUUGA